AUGAAAGUUGCAAUUAUUACACCCAUUUUUAAAUCAGGAGAUGAAAGUCUGGUUACAAAUUAUCGACCUAUAUCAGUAUUACCUGUUUUUUCAAAAAUCCUCAAACGUAUCAUGUAUAAAAGGGUAUGUGCAUUUUUGUAUGAUAACAACCUUCUUUAUUAUAACCAAUAUGGUUUUGUAUCAAACUACUCUACGGAACAUGCACUUAAGCAACUUGUUGAAGUUAUCAGUGGAGCAUCUUUACAUAACAAUUUCACCUUAGGUAUAUUCCUAGACUUGUCAAGAGCAUUUGACACCGUUAACCAUCAGAUUUUAAGAGAAAAACUAAAACAUAAUGUUACGAAUACCAUAAAUGGUUAA
Messenger RNA from Hydra vulgaris (swiftwater hydra), 360 nucleotides. RefSeq lists its product as uncharacterized. Lineage: Eukaryota; Metazoa; Cnidaria; Hydrozoa; Anthoathecata; Hydridae. The record is from RefSeq and is a predicted model, not a curated record.